AUGAGCCUCAAGCAAGCAGAGUGCAUCUCAAUCACCACAGAUGGGUGGACUUCACGAGCUACUCAGAGCUAUGUUACCAUCACAGCACAUGCUAUUACAAGUGAAUGGGAGAUAAAAACUUUUGUCCUACAGACACGGGUACUCUUUGAGUCACACACUGGACACAACAUAGGCGAGGUGUUAAAAUCUGCUGUUUCAGAGUGGGAGCUUGACAUGAUUUACAACAAUCACAAGGGCAUCGCUGUGGUUACUGACAACGCAAGAAACAUGGGUGUAGCGGUGAAAGAGGCUGGUCUGUCCCCACAUCUAAAGUGUUUUGCUCACACCUUAAACCUUGCGUCCCAGGCAGGUUUUAAGGUAAACCAUGUCAGUCAUCUGCUUGGCAGAGUGAGGCGUGUAGCAGCGUUUUUUCACAGCAGUUCAACUGCAACAGCUGUGCUGACCUCCAAGCAGCAAAUGUUAAACCUGUCAGUACAUAAACUGAUAAUGGAUGUAGUAACUAGGUGGAACAGCUCACUUGACAUGAUUAAGCGCUACCUGGAGCAACAACAGGCAAUAGCUGCAGUCCUACUGAUUUCUGAAGUCAGGAGCAAUGCACGUGAAAUAAACACUCUAGACGCAGCUGACAUCGCAGAUGCUGAGGACAUUGUUAAACUUCUCACAUCCUUGAAAAAAUCAACCACUGUGCCGUGCGACAAAUCUCGACCAACAAUCUCUCUUAUCAUGCCUCUCAAACACAUGAUUCAAGUGAGCAUGGCACCGUGCGAUGUAGACUCAAACACCAUCUCUCAAAUGAAGGCAGCAAUACUGAAUGAUUUGGCAGACCAUUACCAAGGGGAGCAAGCAGAGUUUCUGUAUGAGAACAGUGCGUUGGACCCCCGGUUCCGGGCCCUCCCCCAUCUGAAUAACAGCAAAAGGGAUGAAAUUUUCAACAGGCUCAAGUUAAAAGAAACACAGAUGCAGAACCAGAACCCUAGUGAAGAGGAAGGUGCAGCACCAGGCAGCCAUGAACAUGUAGCUGGACACUCAAAAACUGACCUGCCACAAAAAGCACAUGCUGUGGGAGGUGUCUCUCCUCCAUCCAAAAAGACUGCUCUUGAAGAUCUCCUUGGGGAUUCUUUUAGUCAAGGGGAACACAGCACACUGCUCAGAUUGAUGCAGACAUUGACUUGUACCGCAUAGAGACCUCUA
This is a messenger RNA of Polypterus senegalus (gray bichir), 1191 nucleotides long. Its product is annotated as E3 SUMO-protein ligase ZBED1-like. Bases 1 to 1182 code for a protein of 393 amino acids. The transcript is spliced from 2 exons. NCBI's taxonomy places the organism in Eukaryota, Metazoa, Chordata, Cladistia, Polypteriformes, Polypteridae. The record is from RefSeq and is a predicted model, not a curated record.